GCUUUCCUAAUGUGCAGUUGGAGCUUCUAACCAGUUUCAGAUAAGUUUCUGCUUAUCUUCACUCAGUUUUGUGCGGACCUAGCAAAUAAACAGCUGCAACACGGUUCUGCUAAAAUAAUAUACUUUCGGGUAACAUUUGAAACGCAUACCGUGGAAAACCUUCUAUCAUUUCAGACUGGAAAUGUUGACUUUAGUCUUUGUGUGUCUCUCUUUUUCACUCACAGGCCUACAUGCUUCCUUUUCAGUGGCUGUUAAUGGUCCCGUAGUAAAAGUGAAGGAGAAUGAGGGAGUUGACUUGCAAUGUUCCUACACCGCUGACUUUGGAGCAACACCCAGAGUAGAAUGGAAGUUCAGAAAUCUGAAGGGCUUUCAGUAUUUCAUCUACUUUAAUAACAAACCAACUGUUGAAUAUGAACAGCGCAUCACUGUGUACGCUGGAGGACUGAGAUUUCAAAAAGUAACGCGAGCAGACGCUGGAGAUUAUAACUGUGAGGUUUCUGGAAACGGUGGAUAUGGAGAGAAUACCAUCAAACUUGUAGUCUCUGUUCCUCCUUCCAAGCCUGUAUCCAGCAUUCCUUCAUCAGUCACAACAGGCAGUAACGUCCGCCUGACUUGCUUUGACCCAGUUGGCUCUCCUCCAUCCACCUAUGAGUGGUACAAAGACAACAACCUCCUCCCUGAGGACCCAACCAAGUUUCCCAUUUUUAAGAACCUCACAUAUAAGAUGAAUGCUUUCAAUGGAAACCUGGAGUUCUUGAGUGUGUCUAAGUGGGAUGCUGGCUCAUAUUUUUGUGUGGCCAGUAAUGAAAACGGUGUCUCUCAGCAUGGUGAUGCAGUGAAGAUGGAAGUUUAUGAUGUAGACAGCAGUCAAGUGCUGGAUGUGAAGAGCAACUUGAGCAUGGAGACACACAACAUUCCAGGCAAGAUCACCAACAGCCACAUAAUGGAAAAACAGUAUGGUGUGUUCAUGUUGCAGGAGGUGAAGCUAAAACUAGAGAUCCAGAAACUGGAAUUAGAAGUGACCAAGCUAAAGCUGGAGCUGCAAAAACUUGGACAUGAAGUGUAGAUGAUAUCAUUCAUCAUUACUGCUAUAAGUCAAAGAACUUAUUUCAUGUGCUGAUUUCAGAUGUUAUUGUAAUUACAUUUGUUUUUAUACAGCUGGGGUCUGUUUUUCAUACCUCACUUAAAAGAUCUGUGAUGAUUUGACAGAUAUGGAUUUUUUUCAGGAUAUCCGUGUGGUCUUAAAGUCUUAAAUCUCAAAAACUCAAAUUUAAGCCUUAAAAUGUCUUUAAUCUACUGAAACAUUAUGUUGUAGGUCUCUUUUUUUAACAUGUCUUUUUCUUUGUUUAUGUAUAGCUACCCUAUCUGGCUAAAACCCAUACAUUCACCAACAAUCCUUCUCAAUAAAACUUUUAACUUUUUAUUUAAAAA
Molecule: messenger RNA, 1431 nt
Organism: Danio rerio (zebrafish)
Lineage: Eukaryota; Metazoa; Chordata; Actinopteri; Cypriniformes; Danionidae
Gene: f11r.2
Product: F11 receptor, tandem duplicate 2
Biological process (GO): cell adhesion; system process; cell differentiation
Cellular component (GO): cell-cell junction; plasma membrane; bicellular tight junction
Source: RefSeq, marked provisional